Molecule: messenger RNA, 1937 nt
Organism: Spodoptera exigua (beet armyworm)
Lineage: Eukaryota; Metazoa; Arthropoda; Insecta; Lepidoptera; Noctuidae
Source: the annotation of a GenBank genome assembly
UUUUGACUUUUGAAAUCAUUCAUUCAUUUACCGUCGAAUUUGAAAGAUGUAAAUUGUGUUGUGCGUCUGAAUCAUGGUAUAUUUUUUUUAUUUUUAGGAUGAAUAUUGAAUUCAAAGUUGUUUUCUGACAAAAUGAAAAGCAAACUGAAUCGAAUCGAAAAUGUUGUUCAUUUUAGUUUAUGGAUAUUAGCUUGUUUUUAUUCUUUAUACAAAUUACUUCGUGCUCAGACAGAAAUACUGGAGAGUAACCCUGAUCUUCAUUAUGAACUAAGAGACUUGAUACCGGGUUGGGGAUUUUUGUCCCGGUUCAAAGAUGAGGCUGAUGUUGAAUGGAGCACGUGGAAGUACCAUGUACAGAAUUCAUGGCUUUAUAUGCUGUUUCAAUUUGUUAUAUCUGAGACUAUACGAAGAUUUAAUGUCCAUUUAUUGAAAUAUUGGUACAUCUUGUCUAGUAUAAUUUUUAUUACAAAUUUUAUGGGAUUUAAACAGUUGGUAGUAAUUUUUGCUCAGCCUGUUAUAUUCUCAGCAAUUGUUUUUUCUGGUGGUGGAAAAAUUAGCAUAUGGCUAACAAGUAUUUUUCUGUUAGCUUUGUACAAUUCUAUGAAAUAUAAAUAUUUCUUUUGGUAUUUCUUGGAUACUGACCAUUUGAAAGAUGAAGAAGUGUUUGUCAUUUUAUAUGGUAUAGCCUGGGUUGAAUUGAGAUGUAUUAGUUUUUGCCUUGAUUAUGUAGACAGAAAAGAGAAGCUUGCAAAUCAAGCUCAAGAAAAGGAAAAACUAAAAGAAGCAUCAGUAUUUGAAGAAUUAAUUAACAUGUUUAGCUAUAUACUGUACCUGCCAUUGUUGUUUGUUGGACCAUUAAUACUGUAUGAAGAAUUUGAAAAAAGUUUCUGUGUAAAGAACGAAAAACUGACAAUGAGGCUUAAAUGUUUUAUUCUGGAAAUGUUGCGGUUCCAGAUUUAUACUAUUAUAUUGGAAUUAGCAUUUCAUUUUGUAUAUUUUUAUGCAAUGCAAAGUCAAAUUGAGGCUAUUCAUAAGAUGCCAUCAUUGGCACUCUGUGGUGGAGGACUUUGGAUGGGCUUGGAGUUUCAUAUGAAAUAUGUUAUAUCAUAUGGAACAGCAGCUGCUUAUUCUAGGCUGGACAAUAUUGACCCUCCGCCUACACCAAGGUGUAUUGUCAGGAUACAUGUUUACUCGCAAAUGUGGAGAUAUUUUGAUGUCGGUCUAUACAGGUUUUUGUUAAAGUACAUUUAUAAACCGGUUUUCACCACACUGUCAAAUUAUUUUACAAUGCCCAAAAUCACAAACAAAUUAAUUUCUUCUUUCAUCACAUUUGUGUUCAUUUUUAUGUGGCAUGGCACUAUGUGGAAUAUACUUGUAUGGUCAGUUUUAAAUUAUAUAGGUAUUGUUAUAGAGUAUGCUGGUAAAGCAGCCUCAAAAACUGCAAGAUAUACAUUAUUUAAAGAAAAAUAUCUUAAAACAGAUGCAAUGGAAGUGCGAUUUACUGCAUUUUUGUGUGCACCUCUAUUAGGUAUGUCUGCUAUAUCAAAUUUCUAUUUAUUUGCUGGCAGUGAAGUUGGUAAUCUGUACCUUGAACUACUCAAAUGGCCAUCACUGUAUAAUGCUGUGUUAGUCUACUCAUCUUUAUAUUGCUGUUGUCAUGUUGCUAUUGCUUUGAGUGCUGUUUCUUCUAGAACCGAUGUUAAAAAAACAGAAAUGAAGACUGUAUUUUAAUAUUUGUAUGUAACAUUUUUUUUUAAUAUUGACUGGAUUCAGUGUUGUUGUUUGGUUAGUAGUAUAUUUGAAGAAAUUUAAACAAAAGAGCUUACAUAAAUAUAGAAGAGUACACAGUAAUUACGUAUAAAUUUGCAUUGAAUUCACAAAAAAAACUCAUAAAACCCGAAAUUAUCUUCUGUUGUUUUUAGUUACCUACUUUGCUA